Molecule: messenger RNA, 2701 nt
Organism: Ficedula albicollis (Collared flycatcher)
Lineage: Eukaryota; Metazoa; Chordata; Aves; Passeriformes; Muscicapidae
Gene: ZNF503
Product: zinc finger protein 503
Exons: 3
Coding region: 167-1996 (609 amino acids)
Biological process (GO): negative regulation of DNA-templated transcription
Cellular component (GO): nucleus
Source: RefSeq, a predicted model, not a curated record
CCCUACCCACGCCCUCCCCGCCAGAGAGAGCCACGGGACAUUGUAUGUUUGUUUUUCUGCUCGGGGGGCGUGUGGCUUUUUUCCUUUCUCGCCCGCAGAAAGCGAGCGAGCGUUUUCGAGUGCGAGCGGCGCCACUUGCCCCAGUUUUCAUGCGAGGUUUUGGGUCAUGAUCACAUCGCCCUCGCUUUCUGCUAUAAGAAGUAGUAAGCGCAGCAGCAGCCUCAGCGAGCCCGGAGGCAGCCCCCGCCGCAGCCGCAGCGCCGCCGACCUCGCCGGGCCGAACGGGCACGCUGGGAAUAACGGCAGCAGCGCCGCCGCCAAGCCCUGCUUCCACGCCGUCCCCCCCUCGGACCCGCUACGCCAAGCCAACCGCCUUCCCAUCAAAGUCUUGAAAAUGCUCACGGCGCGGACUGGACACAUUCUACACCCUGAAUACCUGCAGCCUUUACCCUCCACGCCCGUCAGCCCCAUCGAGCUGGAUGCAAAGAAGAGCCCCCUGGCCCUUUUGGCACAAACUUGCUCGCAGAUAGGGAAGCCUGACCCGUCCCCUUCCUCCAAACUCUCCUCGGUCACCUCCAAUGGCUCCGGAGGGGACAAGGACUCCAAGUCGGGCCCCUUGAAGCUCAGCGACAUCGGCGUGGAGGACAAAUCGAGCUUCAAGCCGUACUCCAAGCCGGGCGCGGAGAAGAAGGAGCCGGGGGCGGCGGGCUGCGCGGGCGCCCCCGCCGCGGGGGUCGCGGCCGGGGAGAAGUCGGGAUUCCGGGUGCCGAGCGCCACCUGCCAGCCGUUCACCCCAAGGACAGGCAGCCCCAACUCCAGCGCCUCCGCCUGCUCGCCCGGGCUGCUGCCGGCCGAGGGAAAAGGCGGGGAGGACAAGAAGGACUCGGAGGGCUGCGGAAAGAGCGGCAGCUCCGGCUCGGAGGGAGGCCCGGGCACCACCAGCAUCAGCCACAGCCGGAUUAGCGUGAGCUGUGCCGGGAUUAACGUGGAGGUCAACCAGCACCAGGAGAGUACGCCGGGCUCCAAGCCCAUCGCAUCGGACUCCGCCUCCUCCUGCAGCAGCACCACCGCCACCUCCUCCACCUCCGUUCUGGGCUCCGGCCUCGUGGCCCCCGUCUCCCCUUACAAGCCGGGCCAGACCGUUUUCCCCCUGCCCCCGGCGGGCAUGAGCUACCCGGGGACGCUGGCUGGAGCCUACGCCGGCUACCCGCCACAGUUCCUGCCGCACGGAGUGGCUCUGGACCCCACCAAAUCCUCCAGCCUGGUGGGGGCCCAGCUGGCCGCUGCCAGCAGCCUGGGCUGCAGCAAGCCGGCGGGGUCGAGCCCGCUGGCGGGCGCGUCGCCGCCGUCGGUGAUGACGGCGAGCCUGUGCCGAGACCCCUACUGCCUGAGCUACCACUGCGCCAGCCACCUGGCAGGCGCCGCCGGAGCCUCCUGCGCCCACGACCAAGCCCUCAAGUCCGGAUACCCCCUCGUCUACCCCACCCACCCUUUGCACAGCGUCCACUCCUCGCUGACCGGCGCCACGCCGCCUUCGCUAGCCGGCCACCCUUUGUACCCCUACGGCUUCAUGCUGCCCAAUGACCCCCAGCCACAUAUCUGCAACUGGGUGUCGGCCAACGGACCCUGCGACAAGCGCUUUGCCACCUCGGAGGAGCUGCUUAGCCACUUGCGGACCCAUACUGCCUUCCCGGGCACCGAUAAACUGCUCUCCAGCUACCCCAGCUCCUCGUCGCUGGCCAGCGCAGCGGCUGCAGCCAUGGCGUGCCACAUGCACAUCCCCACGACGGGCGCCCCGGGCAGCCCGGGCACGCUGGCCUUGCGCAGCCCGCACCACGCGCUGGGACUCGGCAGCCGCUACCACCCCUACUCCAAGAGCCCCCUGCCCACCCCCGGGGCCCCCGUGCCCGUGCCCGCUGCCACCGGACCCUACUACUCCCCUUACGCACUCUAUGGGCAGAGACUCACCACAGCCUCGGCCCUGGGGUACCAGUGAGUGCAGGCAGCGGGGCUCUGACACACAACACAAAGUCUAGCGGUAAGGGAAGGAAGCCCUGCGAAACUUUAUAAAAGUUGGGAAAAAAAAAUCUGACUUUUUAUAAAAUAGUGUUCAUUUGAGGACUGGAUCCAUGAGCACUGUAUUUAUUUAUGUUAGCUUCAAGCGGGACAACGAAUCAUAAAGUGCAUUACUAAACUGAGCUCAAUAGGUAAAAGUGGAACACCCAUUGUAGAAUAUAAAUAAAAAAGAUAGAGGUCUUCUCUUUAAUGUUACUUUAAAAUUGCUAUGAUUGUAUUGUACGUUCUUAUUUAAUGUCUCAUUGAAACAAAAAAAUUUACAUGCAUGUUUGUUACUAAAAAACAACUCGCAAUUUGUCAGUUAUAAUUUCAAAUUGCAAUUAUUUUUAAGGUGUAUACCCUUGAAAGAGAAUUGGUAUUUUUUUGUAUGUAUUCUGGAAGAAAAAACAAAAACAAUUCUAUUCCAAAAACCUCAUUUGCCUUAUUUUGUUCUUUAAAAGGAACACUUAACUAUUUUUAAUUUUUAAGUCCACCCUGUAAAAAGGGUUAAGUAAGGUUUACGUCAUGUACUAAAAUAGACAAUGUAUCGCUUUAAAGAUUAAAAUUCCGUAUAUUUGAUGUAUUAAAAGGUUUUACUUUUUUUUUUUUUAAAUACGCUUUGAUUCUGUUACAAAACCCGAGUAGG